AUGGGUACGGUCGAUCAGGUCGAAAUAGAAACCGAGAUAUGCAAUGGGGUAGGCGCUUGUACAUGCGGUGUGACGGUGAAUGCGGGCAAAGACGUGUUCGCUAUCAACCACUGUGGGGGAUACCACAUGAUCAAGACGAUCCAGAACACAGAGAAGAUCAUGAGUGUUAGGGAACUCCCGGGGUACAUGCAUACUUUCUACCUUACACAAGGCACCAUGAUUAACGUGGACUACCACGUGGGCGAGUUCUGGAAGACGAUGAACGUUCAGAUCUUCCCGUCUCCUGAAGACAUGGACGACACCGAAGGACUUUGUGGUUACUUCAACAAUGAUUGGAAGGACGACUUUACCCACAGGAACGGUACUGUCACCGAGCCAAAGGGAGAAAGGUACUGGGAUUGGUUCUUUUCAUUAGAAGACCCGGACGAUUUCAGCGAGUCAUGGAGAGAGGAAAUUCCGUUAUUGAAAUUGGCCCAAGAUGGUAAUCUUGAUAACGUUCUUAAUCCAUGGGACGAUACUGCCAAGUACUGCGUGUGCCCAUUGGUGGGUGGAUUGCGUCAACCAAUGUGCCACAGGAAGGAAGACAAGACGUGCACAAAGUCAAAGGUCUUUGGAUUGUUCCUUUCAUAA
Messenger RNA from Dreissena polymorpha, 630 nucleotides. RefSeq lists its product as uncharacterized. The transcript has 4 exons. Lineage: Eukaryota; Metazoa; Mollusca; Bivalvia; Myida; Dreissenidae. The record is from RefSeq and is a predicted model, not a curated record. The coding region runs from base 1 to 630 and encodes 209 amino acids.